CGGGUCGAGGUUCUGUCCUACACUCCGGCUGUGGCUAUGGGCAGUCAGUGCAUCACAGAACUUGGUCCCGGGAGCUCGGCAGCGACGGGGACGACGUGGGGACUGCUGACAAAGUUGCUGUCCCCCCAUGUCCUCGGUGCCACCCGAUGGGGGUGGGGAGAGGAGCCGUCUCUGUACACGGUCAAAGCUGUCAUCAUCUUGGAUAACGAUGGAGAUCGGCUCUUCGCCAAGUACUACGAUGACACGUAUCCCAGCGUCAAGGAGCAGAAAGCCUUCGAGAAGAACAUCUUCAACAAGACCCACCGUACAGACAGUGAGAUUGCUCUGCUGGAGGGACUGACUGUUGUCUACAAGAGCAGCAUUGACCUCUACUUCUACGUCAUUGGCAGCUCCCAUGAGAAUGAGGUGGCACUCAGGGGGUGUUGAGUCUGUGUGUGUCCCCCCCCUUCCCCCCCCCAUAGGAAGAACGUGGAGAAGCGAGCGCUGCUGGAGAACAUGGAGGGGCUCUUCUUGGCCGUGGAUGAGAUUGUGGAUGGAGGUGUUGUCUUGGAGAGCGACCCACAGCAAGUGGUGCACCGCGUGGCAGUGCGGGUAUGGGGGGGGCAGAGGGGGGGACAGGGGGGGUGAUGGAGGGGGGGGAGG
This is a messenger RNA of Phasianus colchicus (ring-necked pheasant), 642 nucleotides long. Lineage: Eukaryota; Metazoa; Chordata; Aves; Galliformes; Phasianidae. The record is from RefSeq and is a predicted model, not a curated record.